AUGACACCAGCAAUUCUUCAAUCCUCAGCUUGGCUUUUAUUACUCGCCAGUUGUAAUCUUGUAGCUUCUUCCACUUCUUCACAUUCGCGCGAUGAAUCUGUGUUUGCAGAGAGCUAUGAUUAUAUCAUUGUUGGUGGUGGAACGAGUGGUCUAGUUGUUGCAAAUCGAUUAUCUGAAGAUUCUACAAAAACCGUCUUGGUGAUUGAGCAUGGUCUCAUAGAUAAUAGCUCCCUCACUUUAAUCCCCAGACUCGGUCUUCAAUAUUUUCCCAACAACGUAAAAAAUUGGAACUAUGUUUCCGCACCCGUCGAAACACUGUUAAAUGCAACUUUCAACGUCUACAUCGCUGAUGUAGUAGGAGGCAGUUCUUUGCACAAUGGUAUGUUUGCUGAUCGAGGAUCCAAAGCAGACUACGAUGCAUGGGGAGCUCUCAUCGGAGACGAUACCUGGAGUUGGGAAGGACUAUAUCCCUACUUCAUCAAAAGCACGACUUUUACCCCUCCAUCCGAGGAGCUUAAAACACAUUUCGAUAUCAGAAAUAACGCUUUGGGAUAUGGGAAUGGACCUAUUCAGAUCAGUUAUCCCACUGUCAUCUUCCCCGAUUACAGAAACCAAACUCUAGCCGCGGAAGCAUUUGGAAUCGAAAUAUCGGAUGCGCCGGAAUCCGGUGAUGCCAUUGGUUUCUGCUGGGUUCCUCAGACUCUUGAUCCGAAAACGGGGUUUCGUUCGCAUUCGCGUGUCGCUUAUUAUGAUCCCAUUGCUAGUAGAUCUAAUCUCCAACUGAUCACGGGUCACUCAGUCGAAAAGAUUCUUUUCGAUAGCAAUCUCACUGCUACCGGUGUGAAAUUCACAUCUGUCCAAACAAAUCAGACACAUGUAGUAUCAGCAAGAAAAGAAGUAAUUUUAGCAGCCGGUGCGAUCAACACACCCAAACUUCUACAACUCAGCGGGAUAGGUCCCAGACACGCACUCGAAGCUGCGGGGGUGGAGGUUCUUCUCGACGCACCGGCUGUAGGGGCAAAUUUUCAGGACCACCCGGUCACGUAUCUCCGCUGGAAUGUUACGAAUUUGGCGUUUCCAAAUGAUGCGACGAUUGCGAUGAAUGCUUCGUAUAAUGCGAGUGCGUGGCAGGAAUAUAUCACAAAUCACACGGGACCAUACACUCAAGGCACUUCUCCCGAUGCAGCUUUCAUUCCUCUCUCUCAACUCACAUCUCAAAGCCAAGAAAUCAUCGACCAAGCCCGCGCUCAAAAUGUAUCGGAAUACCUCCCAUCUAUCUACCUCAACAGCUCGGCACUUCUCAAAGGCUAUCUAGCUCAACGCGAUAUCAUCCUCGAUCAUUUCUCCCGAACCGACGCAGCAGUGAUAGAAAUUCCCAUUGGCACCACAGGACCCGGCGCCUGCGCCGUCGAAAAACCUCUCUCCCGAGGAACCAUCACACUCUCCCCCUCCUCUCCCCAGUCCCAACCAAUCAUAAACUACCACACCUUUUCCUCCCCCACCGACUCCCUCCUCCUCACCUCCUGCAUCCGCUACGUCCGCUCCUACUAUUCCUCUCCCCUUCUCACCUCCUACUCUCCCACCGAAGAUUUCCCCGGUCCCGCUGCUCAAACAGAUGAAGAGAUUCUCGCAGCGCUGAUCAGCGCAGGCGCUAUCGCACCGAGUUUCGCGCAUCCGUCUGGGACGUGUGCGUUGGGGAAGAGAGAAUUGGGAGGGUGUGUGGGAAAAGAUUUGUUGGUGCAUGGGGUGCGGAAGGUGAGUGUUGUGGAUGCGAGUGUUAUACCGAUUAUUCCGGCGACGCAUUUGCAGUUGACGGUUUAUGCGGUGGCGGAGAAGGCAGGGGAUGUUAUUAAGGGGAGGGUGUGA
Molecule: messenger RNA, 1866 nt
Organism: Botrytis fragariae
Lineage: Eukaryota; Fungi; Ascomycota; Leotiomycetes; Helotiales; Sclerotiniaceae
Product: putative choline dehydrogenase protein
Exons: 4
Coding region: 1-1866 (621 amino acids)
Biological process (GO): secondary metabolite biosynthetic process
Molecular function (GO): oxidoreductase activity, acting on CH-OH group of donors; flavin adenine dinucleotide binding
Source: RefSeq, a predicted model, not a curated record